AAAAACAGCUGAAAUGUUUAGAAUAUGGCAAUUGAAAAUGAAUCACUACAUGCUCCUUCCAAGAUGGCUGCGCCCAUCAGCAAAAGAAAAUAAUUUCAAAUUUUGACUAAAAGCCACUAAAGAACAUGAUAAUUCUCCGCUAUAGUUGCCUAUGUGGCACUAUAUACAGGAAUACUCCUCCAUAUAUUAAGAAAUCGAUAAAGAGCUCCAUAUUUACAAGAAUGAGGUCCAUUAACAAGAGUCAUCCAUUUUUAGUGGCAUGCUUCUCAGAUAAACCAAAGUUUACUGACCUGAGGGAUAUCCCUGUAGAGAGGAUCCGCAACUUCAGCAUCAUUGCUCAUGUAGACCAUGGGAAAAGUACAUUAGCUGACAGACUGCUGGAGAUCACAGAGACGAUAUCGGCACAGAAAAAGAAUGAACAAGUCUUAGACAAGCUGCAAGUUGAGCGUGAAAGAGGAAUCACAGUGAAGGCACAGACUGCUACAUUGUUCUAUGAUUACAAUGGGGAGAAAUACAUGUUGAAUCUCAUAGACACACCAGGUCAUGUUGAUUUUAACUAUGAAGUAGCCAGGUCACUGACUGCUUGUCAGGGUGUAAUCCUACUGGUAGAUGCAAAUCAGGGAAUUCAGGCUCAAACUGUAGCUAAUUUUUACUUGGCGUUUGAAAAGGAGUUGGUCAUCAUUCCAGUCAUUAACAAAAUUGACUUGAAGAAUGCGAAACCAGAACAAGUGAAGCUGCAAAUACAAAGUUUAUUUGACUGUAAGAAGGAGGAUAUAUUAAAGAUCUCCGCCAAACUUGGAACAGGAACUGAUGAACUUCUUCAGAGAAUAGUAGAACAGAUACCUCCGCCUGAGAGUGACCGCAAGAAGCCCUUUAAAGGCCUGCUAUUUGAUUCAUGGUAUGAUAAAUAUAGGGGAGCUGUAGCUAAUGUUGCUAUCAUUGAUGGCCAGGUGAAGAAAGGAGACAAGAUUAUUGCAGCACAUUCCAUGAAACAAUAUGAAAUACAAGAGACGGGGAUCCUAUAUCCCGACCAAACCCCAACAAACAUCCUACUUGCUGGACAAGUGGGUUACAUUAUAGCCAACAUGAAAACUACUAAAGAGGCUCAAGUUGGGGACACUUUGUUUCAUCUAAAUUCCCCAGUAGAGCCUCUCCCAGGUUUCAAGCCUGCAAAAGCUAUGGUGUUUGCGGGUAUUUAUCCAACUGACCAAUCAGAGUUCAAUGCUUUACGUCAGGCCAUAGAGAGGCUGAUACUGAAUGACUCCAGUGUUACUGUCAUCAAAGAUUCAAGUCCAGCGCUAGGUCAAGGUUGGAGACUUGGUUUCCUUGGAUUACUACAUAUGGAUGUAUUCUGCCAACGAUUGGACCAAGAACACAAUGCAAACGUCAUAAUCACAGCACCCAAUGUGCCUUAUAAGGUCACAAUCCAUGGCGCUAAAAACAUUAAACAAUACGGUGGCGCCGAAUUGACAAUUUUAAAUCCAGUUCAUUUCCCUGAUAAACAAAUGAUUACAAUGUGCUAUGAACCAAUGGUGAAUGGGACUAUAAUUACGCCAGAUGAGUAUAUUGGAGAUAUUAUGAAGCUAGUCAUGGGAAGAAGAGGAGUAUUCAAAGAGCAGAUUUAUAUAGAUGACAGCAGAGUCAUGCUCAAAGCCAUAUUACCAUUAAAUGAGAUUGUGAUAGACUUCUAUGACACACUCAAGGGAAUGACAUCAGGUUAUGCUAGUUUUGAUUACGAAGACAGUGGUUUUGAAGAGACAUCAUUAGAGAAAAUAGACUUUCAGCUCAAUGGGCAACGCUGUGAGGAGCUAACAUGCAUAGCUCAUAUAUCAAAUGUGAGGACUUUUGCAAAGAAAAUUUGCAAUAAGUUAAAAGAAACAAUACCCCAACAACAGUUUCUGAUAGCCAUUCAAGCCACAGUUAACGAUGGAGGAAAGAUUAUAGCUAGAGAGGAUAUUAAACCUUAUAGGAAAGAUGUCACUGCUAAAUUGUAUGGUGGUGACGUCACACGUAGACAGAAACUGUUAAAAAGGCAGAGUGAGGGGAAAAAGAGAAUGAGAAAGAUUGGAAACAUUGAUGUUCCAAGAGAUGCGUUUAUUAAAGUGCUAAAAAGAUAACAAUAUUAAUUUAGGAUACCUUUCAGUGUAAUCAAUCGAUUUAAAUUAUUGAAAUAUAAAACA
Molecule: messenger RNA, 2180 nt
Organism: Owenia fusiformis
Lineage: Eukaryota; Metazoa; Annelida; Polychaeta; Sabellida; Oweniidae
Source: the annotation of a GenBank genome assembly